Podospora pseudocomata is the source of this 1374-nucleotide messenger RNA. RefSeq lists its product as uncharacterized. The record is from RefSeq and is a predicted model, not a curated record. Gene Ontology annotation, cellular component: membrane. Gene Ontology annotation, molecular function: transmembrane transporter activity. NCBI's taxonomy places the organism in Eukaryota, Fungi, Ascomycota, Sordariomycetes, Sordariales, Podosporaceae. Gene Ontology annotation, biological process: transmembrane transport. The transcript has a single exon. The coding region runs from base 1 to 1374 and encodes 457 amino acids.
AUGAGCACUCCAGGGCCUCCUGCGACUGAGAAACCCAUCAACACACCAGAAGACUCGGAAGAUCAAAAUGCCGACCCCAAGAAAAUCACCUACCCCGAAGGCGGCUUCAAAGCCUGGAGCGUGGCCUUUGGUUCAUGGUGUGCCAUGACUUGUGGCAUGGGACUCGUCAACUCAGUCGGCAUGUUCCAGGCCCUCGUCGCAACGACUGUACUGCCGACUUACUCCAACCAAGCCAUCGGGUGGAUCUUUGGCAUCUUUGUUUUUGUCUCCUAUUUCUGCGGCGUGCAGAUCGGCCCCGUCUUCGACCGACACGGUCCCCAGGGACUGAUGGCUCUUGGGACUGUCUGUCUGCUUGUCGGCAUCUUUACCACCGCUCAGUGCACCGAGUAUUACCAGUUCAUCCUUGCCUUCUCCAUCCUCACCGGCACUGGGUGUUCCCUUCUCUUCACACCUGCUAUCGGGGCCAUUUCACAUUGGUUUGACAAGCGGCGAGGGACAGCCAGUGGGUUUGCCUUUGUGGGGAGCGCACUGGGGGGUGUCAUGUGGCCCUUGAUGAUGCAAUCACUGGUGCCCAAGGUCGGAUGGGCAUGGGCCAUGAGAAUUGUCGGUUUCGUGCUGCUCGUACUUUGCGUUGCCAGUGUGCUCCUUUGUCGAAGUCGUCUUGAGAUCAGACAGGCCAAGGCAUCCUCUACGUGGCGAGAUAUGCUGCCCAACCCACGCAUGUUUCUUGAUGGUACAGGAGCGAUGGCAUUUACGACUGCUGGGGUUUUCUUCAUCGAGUGGGCGUACUUUGUCCCGGUGUCAUACAUACCAAGCUAUUAUCUCGCUCGUCAGGGGCUGGCCGAGGAUGCUGACGCUGGAGGCGAUGCAGCAUUCGCGUACCAGCUUCUUGCCAUCAUCAAUGGGGCCUCUUGUAUUGGGCGAUAUCUGCCUGGGUACAUCGCCGACAAAGCAGGUCGCUACAACACGAUGGUUGUGUCCAUUGCUAUCUGCCUCGUGUCUGUCGCCUGCUUCUGGCUUCCCGAUGCGCUCGGCCAAGAUGGAGGUGGUGGUGCUGGACUGAUAACGGGGUUUGCAGUCUUGUUUGGUCUUGUCAGUGGCUCCAACAUCACGUUGGUGCCCAUCUGUUUGGGCCAGUUGUGCGAGACGCAUGAUUAUGGUCGGUAUUACGCCACUUCCUACACCUUUGCCAGCCUGGCAUGUUUGACAGGAAUACCUAUCGCCGGCGGCCUGGUGGACAUGGGAGGAGAGACGGAUAGAAGGGCUUAUUGGAGACCACUUGUGUUUGCUAUUGCCAGUUAUGUUGGCGCAUUUGGGUGUUUCUUUUGGGUCCGAGUUCGAGUAAAAGGAUGGGAUUGGAGAGUGAAGUGGUGA